Molecule: messenger RNA, 1810 nt
Organism: Tuber melanosporum (Perigord truffle)
Lineage: Eukaryota; Fungi; Ascomycota; Pezizomycetes; Pezizales; Tuberaceae
Exons: 5
Coding region: 209-1600 (463 amino acids)
Biological process (GO): base-excision repair
Cellular component (GO): nucleus; mitochondrion
Molecular function (GO): phosphoric diester hydrolase activity; DNA-(apurinic or apyrimidinic site) endonuclease activity; zinc ion binding
Source: RefSeq, a predicted model, not a curated record
UACGCGUUCCCGCAGCCUCCGCUUUUUGGCAAGUAAAAGAAGAAAGGCUCUGGGCCAACCAGUCAACCAGUCCCCUGACCUCUCCCCAUCACCGAAUCGAAAGAAGAAAUAAAAAUCAGAUAAGAAAGCGAAAAACUCUCUUCCCCCUCCGCCCUGCACUACAUUUUCGUCAUUAUUACCAGAUUACAAGGUCUAGUCGGCUACUAAAAUGUUUGCAAAGAUGGCAAGAACCACCCGUGCAGCAGCCGCGGCCGCAAAAAAAAAGAAGCAAAAAGAGGAGAGUUCAUCGCAAGUAUCUGGGCUCGAUGAAAAGGAGGAAUCGGGGGACGAGGAGCUCGGAGUUUCAGUGCACAAUACACAGACAUUUGCUGCGGCGGCCAGUCAGGUUACAACUGCUAUCGUUGAGUCUGCGAGUUCGGCGAAGACUGUUUCUACCUCAUCAAAGAAGAGGGGGGCUGUUACCGAGGAGGAAGAGGAGACGGUCAGAGUUAUUAAGAAGGCUCGCGGGGAGAAGGACGAGAUUAUGAUUCCCGCUGCGAGGACCGCAGGGGUAAAGAUGAUGGUUGGGGCUCAUGUCAGCAUGGCUGGGGGUGUUCAACAUGCCAUCGCGAACAGUUUGAAUAUAGGAGGGAACGCGUUUGCGCUGUUCUUGAAGAGUCAGCGAAAGUGGACGAGUCCAGAUAUGAAAGAGGCAGAUGCAAAGGCUUUCCGAGCGGGUUGUGAAGAGAAUGGAUUUGAUCCUAGGAAACACAUUCUCCCUCAUGGAUCGUACCUGAUAAACCUUGCCAACGGCGACGCCGAAAAGGCGAAGAAAGCAUACGAUUGUUUCCUCGAUGACCUGAAGCGUUGUGAGAGGCUGGGGAUUGGUCUGUACAAUUUUCACCCCGGAUCAACGCUUGGACUCUCGCGCUCGGAAUCGCUCACUCGUGUUGCAAAGGCGCUCGAUAAAGCACACUCCGAAACUAAGUACUGCAUCACAGUAUUAGAGAACAUGGCCGGAGCUGGGAAUGUCAUUGGUGGAAAAUUUGAGGAUUUAAGAGAUAUUAUUGCGAAGGUUAAGGAUAAGGAUCGUGUGGGUGUUUGCCUUGACACAUGCCAUUUAUUCGCAGCCGGUCACGACAUCCGCACCCAAGAGUCCUAUGACAAGGUGAUGUCCAACUUUGACCGAAUAAUCGGCCGCAAAUACCUCGUAGCUCUCCACAUCAACGACUCUAAAGCUCCCCUAGCCUCAAAGCGAGAUCUGCACCAGAACAUAGGCCUCGGCUUCCUUGGUCUUGAACCCUUCCGCUUAAUCAUGAAUGACGAGCGUCUCGAGGGUCUCCCGCUAAUCCUCGAGACGCCAAUGGAAGAGGAAAAAACGUGGGCAGAGGAAGUCAAGCUCCUGGAAUCCCUCAUUGGAGUGGAAGGCGACGACCCGGAGUUCUUGGCGAAGGCGAAAGAAUUGGCGGAUAGGGGUGCAGGCGAGAGGAGGACUGCUGGGAUUGCAGCACAGAAGAAGGCUUUUAAGGCUGUUGCCAAACCGAAGAAGCGGGGAAAGAAAAGUACGAAGAAGGGUGGGAAUGAGAGUGGUGAAAGUGAUGAUGGGGAGCACAGCUGUUAGGUCCUAUGGAUGAAGUUGUUUCAAAGUCUUUUUUGCUUAUCCUGGCUUUUCUUUUCCUUUUGCUCGAUUCUUGUGUAGCUAUUUCUACAUGGUUUGCGCUAUUCGAGAACUUGUGUAUAUGAUCGAUUGUCUGACUUGUUGGGUCUGUUGCUUGGCUGGAAUUUCUCUUGUGCUUGCUGUGCUUUUCCAAAAAUGUAACUGCCUGUUCAU